ACACAAGCAAGAAAUCAAAACUUCUAAACAGCUAGCUCACACCAUGGAUUCUCUGCGUGCUGCUGGCAAGGCCAUUAGGAACAGCCCCAAGGCCAUUCGUAAGAGGUUUGGCCAUGACUCACCACCAAAGCAUGACAAGCUUGAUGAGGAUUGGUACCAUUCUGACGACCCCAUUAACGCUGGUGUCACCUUCUUUGUCAAGUACCUCGGGUCCACCUCUGUUACUAAGACCCACGGACCUGGGUCCACCGACGAUGCUGUCCAGUCAAUUGUGCAUCAUGCCAAGUCAAGAGGAGGCAAGCUACAGAAGGUUCAGAUGAUCGUCUCCUCCAAAAUCAUCAAACUGGAAGACGUACAGAAACAGAUAAAGUUGGAGGAAAUACCAUUGUACAGGGUGUCCUAUUGCACUGUGGACCCGUACUUUGACAAAGUGUUCUGCUACAUCUGCCGGAAUCACGAGAACAAGGAGCUUGAAUGUCAUGCCUUUCUCUGCUCCAAGAAGUCCAAGGCUGAGGCCAUUACUCUGACAGUGGCCCAGGCAUUCAACAUUGCUUUUGAGCGAUGGCAAGCACACAAGAAGAGGAAGGAAAGUCAAAAGAAGGCCAGGGAGAAUGUGAAGACAGCUGCAGCCGCUCUGGCUAGUGUGUCCACCAGUAACGGUGCACCACCACAGCAGACUAAGCCAGAUCUCGGAGAGGAGUUGAAGACCCCCUCUCCCCUCCCAGUGCCCAUUAUUGCUCCCCCUACUGUCAUUGAACCCAGCCCUAUGGACAAUGUGGUGGAGGGCAUGGCAGCUACUAAGAUUGAAAUCUCCCCUCCUCUAGCACAACCAAAAAAGCAGACCAAUCCGUUUGCCUCGGCUGAUGACUCACAGAUUGGCCUACUCGAUGUCAAGUCGACCAUGUCAAAGGCCAUUAGUCUGGACUACUUGCGAAUGGAAGAUGACCUUGACUCAGAGUUCACCCUUCUGGCGGAGGCACGCUCCAACCCACACCUCCUCGACAUAGGCUCACACUUGGAUCGCUCUGGUCAUAACUUAGAGGUCACUCAUCACAUGUCUGGCGAUAAAACUGCCGACGAACUCUCAAUGACUAAGUCCAUUGAUGACUUGCUUAUGUAUUAAUUUGUUUAUGUGUACACGUACGUAUGACUGUGUGUGGUCCAUGUUUAGUUUUAUUGAUAGUUUAUAUUGAUAGUUUUUGUAUGUAUACUAUUAUUAUUACUUCUAUUCUCA
Messenger RNA from Halichondria panicea, 1234 nucleotides. RefSeq names its product low density lipoprotein receptor adapter protein 1-B-like. Bases 44 to 1123 code for a protein of 359 amino acids. The transcript is spliced from 9 exons. NCBI's taxonomy places the organism in Eukaryota, Metazoa, Porifera, Demospongiae, Suberitida, Halichondriidae. The record is from RefSeq and is a predicted model, not a curated record.